AUGUCCAAAGAUCGUCAGGUGACCCUAGACACAUCCCGCAGCCCCUCCCGCCCAAACACCAUCCCCCCUCCUCGUGCUUGUCUACGCCCCGAACCACUCCUGCUCUUACCCACUCUCCCUUGCCGAGGGGAGUUGCCUGCUCUUGCAGGUCUCCUCCUCUACCCCGACACGCCAGACAAGAUGGAGUCGAUGACACAACAGGCUUUCCGCCCCCGACCAGGGCCACGGCCAGACAAAGGCCGGGCUCUCCAGAGUAACCUAACCUUGGAAGGCGACCGGUGUUUCCUGACCACCCAGAGAGAGGCCUUCCACCCCCAUCCUCUAGAGGGAGCCCCGCGCGCCGUGAGACGCAGGCCGAGAGGAAGGGCGGAGACGAAGGGGAGAAGGCUCGAGAAGGACGACGGGGAGGAGGGAGAUGAGGGAGGACUGGAGCGGGGCGGGGUUGGAGGAGAGCGGGAGGAGAUGCUGUCUGUGUACCAGCAGGAUUUCCCUCCUCCCUCCAUCCCUCUGAGGAGGAGAAGUCUGGCCAUGCCUCCCCCGGACAACAUCGCAAUCAACCCCAUCCUCAGAGCAGAGUUCAGGACAGUCCAGAGGGACGCCUAUCCGAUGUGGUCUUUAACAGGAUACUUCAAACCCAUUGCCAGGCUGAGGGCUACGAAACAACACAGCACUUACCCUGGGUGACCCCGUUUUGUAUUCACAAACGGCAAACCUCUAGUCUAGCGGACUAACAGCGUGACACUGGAAUCGAUGAAAAACAAUCCUAAAUGAAGUAACAAUCCAGUAUUGCACCUUCGAGUCAAUAUCCCACAAGAAGAAAAUAGUGGUGCUACAUACAUGAUAGAUCAAAUAGUUAUAUUUAUUGAUGUCUACUAUGUGACUUUCAGUUUGGAG
Molecule: messenger RNA, 894 nt
Organism: Hypomesus transpacificus
Lineage: Eukaryota; Metazoa; Chordata; Actinopteri; Osmeriformes; Osmeridae
Exons: 4
Coding region: 1-684 (227 amino acids)
Source: RefSeq, a predicted model, not a curated record